AAUUAAACUUUGUCAAAAAUGAUAAAUCGAUCCGAAUUGAAUUAAAAACGAAACCAAUUCCUAGAAAACGUGAUUAAUCGUAAAAGUGAGUAAGAACUGUCAGCUGAGCAGAACAAAGAUGGAAGGUCGCAGCUGAUCUCUGAAAAUGGAGUGCGAAAUGGGACAAUUUUCUGCAUUUCCUGAUCACGAUUACUCACCCUAGUGAUUCUGAAAUUUCGAAAUAUCCCAAAACUCUUUUUCAACUGAUGACAAAAAUCCCUUGGAAUUAAUAAUCGCUCCCAAAAUAAAGAAAGAAUCCCUCGAUAAAUUGGGUGACAAUAAAAAGUGGGGUUAGGUUUUGCUGUCAAAGAAUUGUGCUUGUGAAAUUACUUUUUUUUUUUAAUUCACAUUUCCGAGGUGAAGAUUGUUACUCGGAAGUGAAUCAGGACUUUUUGGAAGAUGGCAAGAGCCUCAAAUUCAACCCAGUGCGAAUCUGUUGCGACUUAUAUGGAUGGUGUUCACGUAAAAAUUGCCGAGGCUUACAAACCUCCGAGAAAAAUCGCUUUGCCUGCAGCUUAUAACAAUAGACUGCCGGAUGCAUCGAGAUAUUGUUAUGAUUUUACUUUGGAGCGAUCUGUUCUUCAAAAGAUGUCGGAAUGGAGAAAAGCUCGACUUUCGAACAGUGAAGCUCGCGAAGCCCGGUUGGAGGAAAAGAGAAAAAAAGAGGAGGAAUCUCCCACGCCUCCUGGUGAAAAUUCGGCCCAACUUCCAAUAAAAGGUGCCCCUGUCCCCGAGACGACAAUUCUCACGCCUCAACUUCUUUCUCCCCCUCCCUAUCACAGUCAAAAUUGCAAUAUCCAGUCGAAUCAAUUAAAUUAUGCCGACUUUGACAACGACACGAGCAGUCCUUUUGACAAUAUGCUCCUGAAAACUAUCAACGACAAGGAGGAACUCGCCCAGGUUUUGCAGCCCAAUUGGGAAGAGCAGCCUUCGGGGAAGCUGGAGAAUAUUAUUAAUCAUUUGUCUCUGGAGAGGCAGGAUAAUCGGCUUCCGGAAAAGGAUGAUUCUGGUGGAAAUCGUGGCGAGGAACAGGAGCGGGGAGAGAGUCGAAUUGAUUGCAAGCAGAGGAUUGUUUCGCUGAUAGUCAAGGAACUUCAGAGGGAAUUGGAACGACCGAUUCUGGAGAAUUGGAAACCCUGGUCGGAUCUGGACAACUCUCCAGAGAAAAACUCUCUCAACUGCGAUAAUAAAUUGGCCACACCAACUCAAACGAAAUCCAACAUUUUCUCGGAACUUUCCGACGAGGAUCAGAAACUCGCGAGACAUUUGAGCGACAUGGGUUUUCCCCUUGGAAGAGCAGCGAGAGCCAUUCAAAAUCUCGGAGGGGGUGAUAACAAAAAAAUAGUCGAGUACCUCCUUGCCAUUCAGUCUUUGGAAGACGAUUUCGGUAUUCCCGAAGAUGCGGCCGAAAAAGCCCUUGAAUUGACACAUUUCGAUCAGGAAAAGGCGAAAAAUUUUCACAAAAAUCUCUGCACUCUCAGAGAUUUGGGAUUUUCGGAAGACCAGGCCUCCACAGCCUUGCUCAAGUGUAACAUCGACCGAGACAAGGCUCUGGAUUUGUUGAUCAGCUAAAUAAUUCUCGAUUAUUUUCAACUUUAAUGCGAAAAAUCGAGGCGGGCUCUUAUGAGUGAGUGGCAUUUAUGCAGUUGAGGUUCUUGUACAAUAAAAUUAAUUUAUAAGAUUUUA
Molecule: messenger RNA, 1725 nt
Organism: Belonocnema kinseyi
Lineage: Eukaryota; Metazoa; Arthropoda; Insecta; Hymenoptera; Cynipidae
Product: ubiquitin-associated protein 1
Exons: 4
Coding region: 439-1611 (390 amino acids)
Biological process (GO): ubiquitin-dependent protein catabolic process via the multivesicular body sorting pathway
Cellular component (GO): ESCRT I complex
Molecular function (GO): ubiquitin binding
Source: RefSeq, a predicted model, not a curated record